This is a messenger RNA of Candidozyma haemuli, 678 nucleotides long. RefSeq lists its product as uncharacterized. Lineage: Eukaryota; Fungi; Ascomycota; Pichiomycetes; Serinales; Metschnikowiaceae. The record is from RefSeq and is a predicted model, not a curated record. The transcript has a single exon. The coding region runs from base 1 to 678 and encodes 225 amino acids.
AUGUCGUUCAUCAGAAGAUUCACCAGGUUAACCACGCCCGUUCUUGCCUUUGGCGCUGGUCUUGCAUUGUUCCCAGCCGAGUGGCGCCAGUCCAAAUUGCAGCCUCCAAAACUUACGCAUUUCAACGAAGACGCAUUGGAUAAGAUCCUGAAAUCUGAUCUCUUCAACAAGCUCAAGAAUGAUUCCAACUACAGAAUGUACUACAGCAGUCAGAGUUUCCCACAACAGCAUCACAAGAACUUUGUCAGCCGAGGAAUGCUCUUUGGGCCAGAUCUUUUUGAGGUUGACCCAGUGGUGUUCUUGAACGAGUCAGACGGUGAAUUAACCGCUUUUUACCAUUUGGGUAAGGAACUUGUCAGUGGAGACGGGCUGCUUCACAAUGGCAUAACGUCGACGAUUUUAGACGAAGGGCUUUGUGCAUGUGGCUUUUCCAAACUUCCUUCGAAAAGAGGCGUUACGGCAAACCUCACUAUAGACUUCAAGAACCAGGCCCAGCCACAAAGCACUGUGGUUUUGCGUGCCAAGGUGGACGAGUCCAAGGGAAGGAAGGUUGUCAUUAGUGGUACUCUUCUGACGUUUCCAACGAGACGUGGCGAGUUACCUAUGGAGAUUGCUUCUGCCAAGUGUAUUCUUGUAGAACCCAAGUGGUUCAAGUACUUGAGAUGGCUCCAAGUUUAG